Osmerus eperlanus (European smelt) is the source of this 1737-nucleotide messenger RNA. RefSeq names its product thyrotropin-releasing hormone receptor b (gene trhrb). The transcript is spliced from 3 exons. The record is from RefSeq and is a predicted model, not a curated record. Gene Ontology annotation, molecular function: thyrotropin-releasing hormone receptor activity. Lineage: Eukaryota; Metazoa; Chordata; Actinopteri; Osmeriformes; Osmeridae. Gene Ontology annotation, biological process: phospholipase C-activating G protein-coupled receptor signaling pathway. The coding region runs from base 229 to 1446 and encodes 405 amino acids. Gene Ontology annotation, cellular component: membrane.
UUGAGCGAAGCGCGCGCUCUCACUGUUGCGCUUUGGAUCAAGACACCCCGCGCGCAAAGUCGGAACUUUUACGCAAGGAACGAAAAGGUGUCGGCGGUGUCACAUUCUAUAUUCAAUCCUCGCUAUCUGGUGUGCUAUAUUUACCAAUAACUUCAAAGAACAGACAGACCUGAACUUAAAACAAUUGUUCUCAGGACUAAAAACAAAACACUUAAGAACGUUGCAGUGAUGGAAAACGUUACUGCAGAGAUGGAAAACGUUACUGCAGCUCAAGAAAACCACACACUGCCAACAUGGACUGACCACAGCAUCGAAUACAAGUUGAUAAGCACUUUAUUAGUGUUUGUGAUCUGUGCUUUAGGGGUCGUUGGUAACAUAAUGGUGAUCUUAGUGGUCCUUACAACCAAACACAUGAGGACACCCACCAACUGCUAUCUGGUUAGCUUGGCCGUGGCCGAUCUCAUGGUGCUAACGGCUGCAGGCUUACCAAACAUAACGGACAGCAUCUUCGGCUCAUGGGUGUUCGGCCGCUCAGGAUGCCUCUGCAUCACCUACUUCCAGUAUCUUGGAAUCAACGCGUCGUCAUGUUCCAUAACCGCUUUCACUAUCGAAAGAUACAUCGCCAUUUGCCACCCCAUAAAAGCACAGUUUCUCUGCACGCUGUCCAGGGCAAAGAAGAUCAUAAUUCUUGUGUGGCUUUUUACUUCGCUAUACUGCAUCAUGUGGUUUUUCCUGUCGGAUAUUGAGGAAGUUUUAUAUGAGAACGUGACCAUUGAGACAUGCGGCUACAAAGUUUUAAGACGGUUUUAUUUACCCAUUUACUUUUUCGAUUUUGGGAUGUUUUUUGUUUUGCCUUUACUGCUAGCAACGAUUCUGUACGGACUCAUCGCAAGAAUCCUUUUUUUGAAUCCAUUGCCAUCAAAUUCCAAGGAGAAAUGCAAAAAUGGACAAAGAAACUGCACUAAGAUGAGCAGCUGUAAGAACUCCCGCCAUUCCAACUCCACCGCCACAUCCCGGAGACAGGUCACCAAGAUGCUGGCUGUGGUGGUAGUCCUGUUUGCCGUGCUGUGGAUGCCCUAUCGCACGCUAGUGGUGGUCAACUCCUUCCUCAAACAGGCCUACCUGGACACUUCGUUCCUGCUAUUCUGCCGGUGCUGCAUCUAUUUAAACAGCACCAUUAACCCCGUAAUUUACAACGCCAUGUCGCAGAAGUUCCGCGCCGCUUUCCGCAAGCUCUGCCGCUGCGGGCGUAAAGGUCUGCAGAAGCCCACAGCGUACAGCGUGGCACUCACCUACAGCGCCGUCAAAGACACGUCGGUGGUUGAGAGCACCGACCACUUCACCACGGAGCUGGAAGAGAUCACCGUCACAGAGGACUUACUGCCUGAUAAGAUGAUGUUUCAAGAUACCCGUGUUUACAACGAGGUGAUUUUCAACAAAGACUGAUUUACAUUUUUUACACAUUUGUACAGUAGACAGCUUGCCAAGUUCCCCUCAGGACCAGCCCCACUGAUCCUGAGGUUAAGAGAUACUCUAGAGAAGCCUGGGUGAUGCUGGUGUAAACUGUCACUUAACCCUUAACAACUUGUGCUGUUUGUGCAGUAGAGCAGAUAUAAUAGGCAGAACCAAGUAUAUGCACAGAUGCACAUGGGUAUGAAACUAUGUAAAAUAAACCUCUAUCCCCCAAAACACAAUGCCCCACUAAAACAAACUGACACCCAUGCCAGUCUUCUAAAA